Mugil cephalus (flathead mullet) is the source of this 1739-nucleotide messenger RNA. Its product is annotated as fibroblast growth factor 23-like. The coding region runs from base 214 to 969 and encodes 251 amino acids. The record is from RefSeq and is a predicted model, not a curated record. Gene Ontology annotation, molecular function: growth factor activity. NCBI's taxonomy places the organism in Eukaryota, Metazoa, Chordata, Actinopteri, Mugiliformes, Mugilidae. The transcript is spliced from 3 exons.
AUAUCUUCCUAGUUAGAGCCAUGCAUAAAUUCCAUCUAGACAAACCUUAACCAGAGAAAAGCAGCUAAGCUUUGAGUCAUUUCGGUAAAUGAGUUAGCCAGUUUAUUGACCCCCUGUUUAAAUAGACCUGUUGGACUUUCUCCUCCUCCAGUAGCUGACCACACAACAUCCCGAGCAUUUGCGCCUCCAGAGAUCCCUUCAUCCCCUCUGAUCAUGCCACCGGCUCUCCUCUCGCUCAUCCUUAUUGCCGUACACGCGUCUGUUCCCGCGGACUGUAGACCCAGGCUCCAGGAUUCAGAGGAGCAACAUCAGCAGGGCAGCAGCUUGCACAGAGGAACACAUGAUGCAGACUCAUCCGCUGGUACGGGUCGCUUCCACUCGCAGCCGAGCGGGUCGGAGAGACAAGGCGUUCGCAGAGACUUUCUUGUUCUUUUGCCGGUAAGAACAGCUUCAAGCAAUUUUGUGUCAAUAUUUGAUUUGAGAAGAAAACGAUUCCUGUGCAUGAGCUCAAAGGGAGAUCUGUACGACUCUAGACAAAGGGACAGAGAGGACUGUCUUUUCCAGCGCAUUUGGUUAGAUCUGACCGACCACCGAGAUGUGUUUUACUCCACGAGCGCGAGCCGGCUGCUCAGGCUGGGGGUGGACGAGGAGCGAAUGGCUCACAGGGAGCCGCCCGAACCCUCGUCAGCCCUUCUGGAGAGGUUCCUGAGCCCCCUGGUGAGGAGGCGGAGAAGGAGCGAGGAGGUGAAUCCCUCCGACCCGUUGAGAUCAGAAUCACACCCCUCGCACUCUGCGAAGGAUCACAAGGAUUCAGAUUACGUCCAGCCCGAACAGGAGCAGCCAGGCGCCGCGUCCAAGGAGGCCAAAGAGACCAUCACGUCCUGCGACGACCCCCUGAGGGUCCUGCAGUCCAACGGGCCUGGCAGCCCCGUCAAGAGCAACAUCGCAGAACGUGCAAAUCAAGAAUAAGACGACGAACUUUAAUUUAAUGGGAGAAAUAGUCGAGAGCAGCUGCACGUGUCGUUAUGUUCCUAAUGAAAAGUCGCUGUAUGUUUGGCUGCGGGGAACGGGGAGGUUUGCCUCUGGAUACCCUGUGCAGUAUCACAAAAUGACUCAAAUAGAAAUGUCACCAGUCACUAGGGAGGGCUUUGCUCUCUUACGAGGCGACCCGAAAGCAUUAAACAUUUAACAACUUCUGAGAAAAGAGAAUUAUAAAAUCCUGGAAAUUAUCAGAAGCUUUUAUGGGACUAUUACGCCCGGGUUUUGUACUCAUAAACCCGGUUACAUCACAGCUGCUCGUACAGGUCGCCUGCCCCCAAUAGCGGACGAAGGAUAAGUUUGGCAACGUUAUACACGGCUUCUGGUCCAGGGUCCCGCUGUCCUUUAACCUCUUUUUGUCUGUUAAAUUUUAAUCUUUGGGCCAGAUGUGGCAAUGUUUGUUUUGCAUAUGUAAAAAAAAAAAAAAAGAAAAAGAAAAGAAAAGUGUCAUAUGUACGUAAUUCUUAAUAUUUAUGAAUGUGUUGAGGGGAAGAAAACGAAAUCAGAGCUUGCUGUUGAAUAAAAUAUAUCACAAUCUAAAUGUGUCAGGUGCUGGACACCAACAGUCACAGCAAUGAGAGGUAUUUAUUUAUUGAAAUGUGUUAAAUGACCUUCCUUCAUAGCAAACUGUUUUAUUAUUUAUAUAUUUCGUGCUGUGUUGUUACUGAUGUGAAAAAAAAAAUAAAAAAAAGAAAUGGCGA